AUGACCGCCGGCAAGAAAUGGAUUCUCACAGGCCAGGAAGGUUAUGAUACCUCCCUUCAACUGGUCGACUCGGACAUUUCGACCGACCAGCUGGGACCGGAUGACGUGCUAGUCCAGCUUCAAGCUGCCAGUCUCAACUAUCGUGACUUGGUCAUUGCCAAAAACGAUGGCGGAGUAACCGGCUCCAUCACCCCUAACGUCGUCCCUGGCUCCGACGGCGCGGGCAUGGUCGUCGCCGUUGGGUCCUCCGUGACUGGUCUCGGCCCAGGCGACAGAGUCAUCACUUACCUCGCCCCAACCCUCCCACCAUCGGAUGAAACCGCUCUCCCAGGCGCCGCCGAAAUCUUCGCUGGUCUUGGGCAGAGGGUGGACGGUACCCUCGCCAACCAGAUGCUCAUCACCCAGCAUGGCGUCAUCAAGGGCCCUUCCAACCUGACGCCCGUCCAAGCCGCUACACUGACCUGCAGCGGUUUGACAGCCUGGAACGCCCUCUUUGGAGUCUCUGGGAGAGAGAUCAAAAAGGGUGACUGGGUUCUUGUUCAGGGAACUGGCGGUGUUAGUAUCGCCGCUUUGCAGUUUGCUGUUGCUGUUGGGGCGAAUGUCAUCGCUACUACUUCUUCUGAAGAGAAGGCGGAGAGGCUGAAGGAGUUGGGGGCGAGGCAUGUCAUUAACUAUAAGGAGACCGAAGACUGGGGUGAGGCGGCCAAGAAGUACACUCCUGGUGAGAAGGGCGUGGAUAUGGUGGUGGAUGUUGCUGGAAACUCUUCUUUGGUGCAGUCGCUGGCGGCUGUGAGGACAGAUGGAAUUAUUUGCUUGGUUGGAUUGCUUGGCAAGUUCGAUGCUGGUACAAUCCCGAUGAUGUCUGCGCUCUGGAGGCCUUGUAUCGUCCGGGGUGUGCUGUUGGGUAGCAGGAAGCAGUACAGGAAUUUGGUCCGGUUUGUGGAGGAGAAGGCGGUUGUGCCGGUGAUGGAUGAUGUCGUGUUCGGGUUAGAAGACGUCAAGGAGGCGUACAAAAGAAUGGAGGAGCAGAAGCAUUUUAGCAAGAUUGUUAUCAAGAUUGAGGAGUAG
Molecule: messenger RNA, 1068 nt
Organism: Podospora pseudopauciseta
Lineage: Eukaryota; Fungi; Ascomycota; Sordariomycetes; Sordariales; Podosporaceae
Exons: 2
Coding region: 1-1068 (355 amino acids)
Molecular function (GO): oxidoreductase activity
Source: RefSeq, a predicted model, not a curated record